Molecule: messenger RNA, 804 nt
Organism: Tetrahymena thermophila SB210
Lineage: Eukaryota; Ciliophora; Oligohymenophorea; Hymenostomatida; Tetrahymenidae
Product: cyclic nucleotide-binding domain protein, putative
Exons: 10
Biological process (GO): activation of GTPase activity; nucleocytoplasmic transport
Cellular component (GO): nucleus; cytosol; perinuclear region of cytoplasm
Molecular function (GO): small GTPase binding; GTPase activator activity
Source: RefSeq, a predicted model, not a curated record
AUGAUAUAAAACAUAAAAUAUUUUAACAAUCUAGAAUAAUUUUUCAAGUCUUCACUUUAAUCACAUGAAGUUCUCUUUAUUGAUUUAAACUGUUAAUCAAUUGGUGAUAAAGGCUUAUCAAGAUUAGGUUCAGAUUUAGGAAAAUGCAUUAAUAUCUCAAAUUUAGCGCUGUAACUUUGGUCUAAUUAAAUUGGUGAUGAAGGUAUAUCAAGUUUAGGUUCUAAUUUAAUAAAGUGCACUAAUAUCUCAAAUUUGACACUUGAUCUUUCCUAUAAUUAAAUUAGUAAUAAAGGUGUAUUAUGCUUGAGUUCUGAUUUAGGAAAGUGCCCUAAUCUCUCAAAUUUGAAACUUAACUUUUAGUCUAAUUAAAUUGGUGCAAUUGGUGGAUCGGGCUUAGGCUCUGGUUUAGGAAAAUGCACUAAUCUCUCAAAUUUGAAACUUUAUCUUUAGUGGAAUUAAAUUGAUGAUGAAGGUUUAUCAGGUUUAGGUUCUGGUUUAGGGAAGUGCACUAAUCUUUCAAAUUUGACACUUGAUCUUUACAAAAAUAAAAUUGGAGAUAAAGGUAUAUAAGACUUAGGUUUUGGUUUAGGUAAUUGCACUAAUCUCUAAAAUUUGACACUCAACCUUUACUAUAAUUAAAUUGAAAUUGGAGUAUUAGGCUUAGCUUAUGGUUUAAGAAAAUGUUCUCAUCUCAUAAAUUUGACACUUAACCUUAAUAAAAUCAGUAACCAGAAAUCAGAAUAAUUGAAAGAAAAGUUCCUCAAGACAAAGAGAUUAGUUGUCUUAAAAAUAUGUUAACAUUGA